AGUAGCUCGAGCAAUAGUUUUUAGACAAUUUGGGAUGGUUCAAAUUCCCAGCUUCCUUGCACUUUCGCUGAUUACACCAGCUGCAGAAACAGAGACUCACUGAAGAGGAGAAAUGAGCGGAGAAGGGAAGGUGGUGUGCGUGACUGGAGCUUCGGGAUACAUAGCUUCAUGGCUAGUCAAGCUGUUGCUUGAGCGUGGCUAUGCUGUUAAAGCUUCAGUUCGUGACCUCAAUGAUCCAAGAAAGACAGAAUUCUUGGAGGCACUGAAUGGAGCCAAGGAAAGACUUCACUUGUUCCAGGCAAACUUACUAGAAGAGGGAUCCUUUGAUGCAGUGGUUGAUGGAUGUGAAGGCGUUUUCCAUGCUGCAUCUCCAGUUCAACUUUCAGUGAGCAAUCCGCAGGCACAGCUAUUGGAUCCUGCAGUGAAGGGAACGCUGAAUGUGCUACAGUCUUGUGCCAAAGUUCAAUCUAUCAAAAGAGUGAUUUUAACGUCUUCUAUUGCAGCAGUUGCUACCAAUGAUGAAUUAAAGGACGGUGUCAUAGUUGAUGAAAGUUGGCUUUCAAAUCCAUUAUAUUGUGAGGAGCACAAGUUAUGGUAUCGACUAUCAAAAAUUUUGGCAGAGAAUGCUGCUUGGGAUUUCUCAAAGGAGCAUGGUAUUGACAUGAUUUCAAUUAAUCCAGGAAUGGUCAUUGGUCCAUUCUUGCAGCCUUCUGCCACUUUGAGUGCAGAAGUGAUCUUGAGCCUAGUAAAUGGAAUUGACCCAUUCCCUAAUAUGAUUAUACCAUGGGUUGAUGUUAGAGACGUUGCAUAUUCACAUAUUGUUGCCUUUGAAAUCGCUUCUGCCAGUGGAAGAUAUUGCGUAGCUGAGAGAACUGCAGGCUGCUGUGAGCUUAUCAAGAUUCUGACUGAACUCUUCCCUAAUCUCCAAUUGCCAGAUAAAUGUUCUAAUGGCAGUCCACUAAUUCAGCUGAAAUAUGAUGUAUCAAAUGAGAAAGUAAAAGGUUUGGGCAUUGAGUUCAUGCCUUUGGAGGUGAGCCUCAAGGAUACUAUCGAAAGCUUCAAAGAGAUGAAAUUAGUCAGCCUUUGAAUCAUGGCAUUCAUGUACUGUCAUUAACUUGAAAUUGUUUAUAUCCAAGUUUGGAAAACAUACAAUUUCAAACUUUUUAUUCUUGUUUGUACAAGGUACGCGAUGGAGAUUAUAUAUAAAGUUGCUAAAAUGUAAACAAAAAGGACAGAACUGGUACGAGCAUGAAUAGGCUGCUCCAUAAGGAAACAAUCAGAAAGACAUUUUGGUAUAUCUGAACAGAUAAUAAAAGCAUAGCACCUCAUUAUUGACCA
Molecule: messenger RNA, 1338 nt
Organism: Coffea arabica (coffee)
Lineage: Eukaryota; Viridiplantae; Streptophyta; Magnoliopsida; Gentianales; Rubiaceae
Product: phenylacetaldehyde reductase
Molecular function (GO): oxidoreductase activity, acting on the CH-OH group of donors, NAD or NADP as acceptor
Source: RefSeq, a predicted model, not a curated record